Molecule: messenger RNA, 3018 nt
Organism: Xenopus tropicalis (tropical clawed frog)
Lineage: Eukaryota; Metazoa; Chordata; Amphibia; Anura; Pipidae
Gene: htr1a
Product: 5-hydroxytryptamine (serotonin) receptor 1A, G protein-coupled
Exons: 1
Coding region: 1074-2309 (411 amino acids)
Biological process (GO): G protein-coupled serotonin receptor signaling pathway; signal transduction; regulation of behavior
Cellular component (GO): plasma membrane; membrane
Molecular function (GO): G protein-coupled receptor activity; G protein-coupled serotonin receptor activity
Source: RefSeq, a predicted model, not a curated record
CAGAUGGAAUUUAGAGUAGACACACAGACGGUAGCGAUUUCAUGCACAAUGGAUUUGGUAAAUGUGAGGAAGGACGCACAUUUGGGGAAAAAUCACGUCAUAUUUAAUCUCCAGCCUGAUCUGGGUAAAUAAUGUUAUGGAAACCUUGGCUCUUGCAUAAUCCGCUCGGCACUGGGGGCUCCGGUCUCCCAGACCGCAUUCCCCUCUCCCGCCUGAAGAUGGCGACAAACUACAUUGCAGGCGGCGCUGCUGUCCGGGGUGCUGAAUCCCAGCGAGGAAAAGUCGCAGCCAGGACUCACUCACGGCUCUCAGUGACUGAAACUCUACCUGUCCCUACACAUUCUGCAACAAGGCUACAUUUCCUUAUGUGAGAGCUUGGUUCUGUGGCUUUAGUAGCCAUUGGGUUUCUAUGUGAUUGGGUGCAGAUAUGUGGUCCUCCAGCUGUGUUUUAGCUUUAGGCAGAAAGCGGGCAGGGCAGCAACAGCUGGAGGGCACAGACUGACACACUUUGUCUGUGGGAUCAGACACAUCCAGCCUGUAUUACAUGUACUGAGUGCCACUGGAUACAAGUGAGGGCACUAAUGCAAAACUCUAGUGUCAGUCUCCCAAGCUCCGCCUGCCUGACUGAUGAAAGAAAGUAAAACACAAUACCAGCACAGCAAGGGGGCAAUACUCCCACACUGCCUUGCACUUCUGUGGCCAGAUAUUGGUGGAAUUGCCUUUUUUCCCCUUCUGGGUUUCAGUUGCCAAUGUUAGCGCUGGAAGAGAUGGAUUGUAAUGAGACAGAUGCCUCCAUCACAGAGCCCUAGUGCCCAGCUCCCAGACUGGCGACCCCACACAGCAGCUGACGCACUCGCUUGCUUCUAAACAGUGUGGGACUUGCAACUCGUCAGCAGUCGCCAAUGAUUCGCAGGAGCAAGAAACGGAGGCUGGAGAGGUAUCUGGUGUUACUUGGGAAACUAUGCCUACUGUAAGGAAGCGAAAGGCUGGAGUGGUGCCCAAGGAGAAGUAACACACAUGGCAUCUCUAGUCUUAGCCCGACUCCUCUGCCUGGUCCCUUUCUAGGCUCGGCUAUGGAUGCUUUAAACAACACUACCUCUUCGGACCACACUCCAGAGACGGGCAAUGUUACGGAGCCGGAGGAGGUAGCCCUGAGCUACCAGAUCGUCACUUCUCUCUUUCUAGGGACGCUCAUUCUAUGUGCGAUUUUUGGCAACGCGUGUGUGAUCGCAGCCAUCGCCUUGGAAAGGUGUCUCCAGACUGUGGCCAACUAUCUCAUAGGCUCCCUGGCUGUCACCGACCUGAUGGUGUCGGUGCUGGUUUUGCCCAUGGCUGCACAUAACCAAGUACUGAACAAGUGGACUCUGGGGCAGGUAACCUGCGAUAUCUUUAUCUCUUUGGACGUGUUGUGUUGCACGUCGUCUAUUUUGCAUCUGUGCGCAAUUGCGCUGGACCGGUACUGGGCGAUCACCGACCCCAUAGACUAUGUGAAUAAGCGAACUCCCAGGCGGGCUGCUGUGCUCAUUAGUAUCACUUGGAUAGUAGGGUUUUCCAUCUCCAUCCCACCCAUGCUAGGCUGGAGGACCCCUGAAGACAGGUCCGACCCCAAUGCGUGUAAAAUCAGCGAAGAUCCCGGUUACACCAUUUACUCAACUUUCGGUGCGUUCUACAUCCCGCUCAUCCUCAUGUUGGUGCUGUACGGGAAGAUAUUUAAGGCAGCCCGGUUCAGGAUCCGAAAAACUGUCAAGAAGGCAGAAAAAAAGAAAGUGGCAGACACCUGCUUGUCGGUGUCGCCAGCAGUCGCGGAGAGGAAAAGUAAUGGGGAACCCAGCAAGAACUGGAAGCGGACUGUCGAACCAAAGCCCAGCGCUUGCGUCAAUGGGGCAAUAAGGCAUGGGGAGGAUGGGGCUGUCCUGGAAAUUAUCGAGGUCCACCAUUAUGUGAACUCCAAAAGCCACCUGGACCUGCCAAACCAUGCCCACGACAUGGCAGUAGCCCCCUGCUCUGAGAAGAGGAACGACAGAGCUACAGACGCAAAGAGGAAAGUGGCUUUGGCCAGGGAACGUAAAACUGUCAAAACCUUAGGUAUUAUAAUGGGCACCUUCAUCUUCUGCUGGCUGCCCUUCUUCAUUGUAGCUCUUGUUUUGCCUUUCUGUGAAACAUGCCACAUGCCACACUUGUUGUUCGAUGUUAUAAACUGGCUUGGCUACUCCAACUCCCUGCUCAACCCUAUCAUAUAUGCUUACUUUAACAAAGAUUUCCAAAGUGCUUUUAAGAAAAUCAUCAAGUGCAAAUUCUGUAGACAGUGAACGCCCCUUGGUAUUGUCUGACUCUCACCCUAUGCCAACAUCCAUGCCUGCUGCCCUCAUUAUUCAACCAGUACAUGGAAGAGGGUUCAAUGUGAUCAGCACUUGGGAACUUUAGGAAAAGGACCUUUAUUAGCCAAGCAGAGGAGCAAGUACCUUUGUAACAUACAGUACAUGGCUGCCUUUUGUCAGAAUAGAUAUCAUGUCCAAAAAAAACUGUCCUAAAUUAUUUUUUUUUCUCUCAGUUGCCCAAUAUGGUCAUUAAAUGAUUUACAAUGUAAAGUCUUCUGAAUCUCUUUGCCAGGAUCAAGUGCUAUUAAGGUGAUUCUUCUGAUUCGUUGAGGAUAGGAGAACAUGCCAGGACAGCAUGGUACAGUAGCAGUGAAUCUGCCCCGCCACUGGCGUUACAUAAUAGCUGGUAAGCCAUUCUCAUGGCCAGGUAGUGUGAGAAGGUUGGGCAGACGUGACCUCUGUAAGCCAUAUUUACCAACUCAGAAACAAAACAUGAUCAAAACCAUCCUAUGCAUAAACUCAGCUCUCACUGCUUAUUAAACAGAAGCAAGAUUGUCUUAAAAGACACCCUAGAACAGUGAGUAUUGUAUGUAGAAAUGUAAUUCUGAGCUGAAUGUACAGUAUGAUAUCACAAUAUUUGCUGGUUACAUCACAGGUUUAUUGGAAAUAAUAAACUUUGCUCUGCCGUGCAAACCAGUCA